GCUGCAAUUCGUAUUGACAUGUAUCAACUUGAAUACAAUUUAGAAGUACGAAGCAAACAAAGCAAAUAUUUCUCUUAAUACGUUGUGUCUGUGGUACGAAAACGCUGCGUGUAGACGGAAUGUAGAAGUGAGAAGGCUUUCAGCACCUCAGACAGCGAAAGGCGGCAGCGAGAACAGACACGCACCUGAGUGACAUUUUAGAAAACACGUGAUGCCUUUUCGUUAACGACACUCAUCCAGAUAGAUUAUGCAGGAUCGACGAGAAAGCAAGCAAACACGAGCUCGGCGCGAUGGAACAUUUAAUCAUAACGUGAAUGUGGUCUUGUAUUUUGAUUCGUGUCAAUGUAUCGUUCAAUAGCCCAUACACUACUUGUUAAUGCUUAUGCGGUUUUACGGACGAGAUGAAUUAGACGGGGUAUGUUUCUUUAAAAUGCAAGAAGAGUUGUUUAUGAAGGACGAAUGUUUUUUUCAGGGUUAUGAAGAUAUAUUUUUUUCCAAAAAGGCUGAGGAGAUGAUUUCAUGAUCAGCUAUGGGUUUCUCGAUUAGCUCACUGUCACGGACGGAGAUCCGCCGUGUGAAGCCACUGGCCAAAUCGCAGCCUCCCCGUCGCUACCAACCCGCGCCAAGCUACAACUACAAGUGGACGGAAAUCCACUACGAGGCCAGUCGCGGAAACCUGGACAAACUGCGCGCGCUUCUUCUUACACUGGAGUUGUUGCUCUCGCUCUGUUCCACUACUCCAGAUAAAGAGCAGAUCAACAGGAAAGACUACUACGGGAAGACGCCGCUCUACUGGGCUGCUUACAAGGGCCAGAGGUCAUCGGUGGAGCUGCUGCUGAAAUGCGGCGCGGACGUGAACUCGCAGUGCAAGCACGGGGGCACGCCUCUACACGCCGCCGUGGGGCUCUUUCCGGACUGCGUGCUCGUCCUCGUACAGCACGGGGCAGACGUAGACCUCCCGGACAUCUGGGGUGUCACGCCUAUGUACCUGGCAGCCUGCAGCGGGCAGAUCGCAUGCAUCCACCUGCUGGUCCAAGCAGGCGCCAAGAUCAACUACAAGAACAAGAAGACGGGGGAAGCCCCGAAGCAGCUGUCGUCCCGGCCGACGUUGCUAAAGUGGCUGGAGGAGCUGGUGCGUGAGCCUCGCUCCCUCCAGCAGCAGUGCCGCCGGGCCGUCCACCACGCCCUCGGCCCCGCCCGAAUCCCCGCCCUCUUCUCCCUCCCCAUCCCCUUCUCCCUCAGGGCCUACCUGAUGUUCCAGGACCUGCAUGUCCCGGACACAGUGGGGCAGAACCCCACUGACGAUCACUGGACAUCGGAGCAGAGUGUCCUGGCGGUGGCCUGAGCAACCGGACAGUGGUGGGAGGGGCCAGAUGUACUGAUGGCUCCUCCCCCAUUUGGGACAACAACUCGAUGUGACCGAAAAUGCACGACUGAUCAAAAACCCGCUUUCACAAGCUCUGCAACCCUUCACCAACACAACCCUUUUGUUCGUCUGUAAGGACAAAACAAAAGCCAAAAGACUGGAUUGGACUGGAUUGAUGUUUUUCCAUUUCUAGAGACCCUGAGGGGAUCCAGGAUACCUUAGAGGGUCUCUGAUGCAAUCACUGGCAGAUUCACUCUCCCUGGAAUUAACGGACCUAAAUGAUUGUGGUCGCUGACAGACAUUGAAAAUGUAAGAGUGUACCGGAAAAGAAACAUUUUUACUCGCA
Messenger RNA from Anguilla anguilla (European eel), 1712 nucleotides. RefSeq names its product ankyrin repeat, PH and SEC7 domain containing protein secG-like. The coding region runs from base 530 to 1345 and encodes 271 amino acids. The transcript has 5 exons. Gene Ontology annotation, molecular function: protein binding. Gene Ontology annotation, cellular component: nucleus; cytoplasm. Lineage: Eukaryota; Metazoa; Chordata; Actinopteri; Anguilliformes; Anguillidae. Gene Ontology annotation, biological process: intracellular signal transduction. The record is from RefSeq and is a predicted model, not a curated record.